CUCUCCAGAACUCAUGUUUAAAUAUGGAUAUCCUUGACAAGGAAAAGAUUGUGAACAUAACAAAGAACUCCUUAAUUCAACUUAAUCAUGACAGGAGAUAUUACAGAAGUGACAUUGGACUUGGUGGAAUUAACACGUCGGAGAUAUUUAACUGGACCAUGGCUUCAGGAAAUUUAACUCAACUCACAAAAGGAGGAAGUUCAUUUUCCAUAGAAAAGAACUGGCCAGCUCUUCUAACAGUGACAGUCAUUGUGGUCACCAUUGCUGGCAAUAUAUUGGUCAUUAUGGCUGUGUCCCUGGAGAAAAAGCUACAGAAUGCCACUAAUUAUUUCCUAAUGUCCCUUGCCAUAGCUGAUAUGCUCCUGGGCUUUUUUGUCAUGCCCAUCUCUAUGUUAAAUGUACUAUAUGAUUAUGAAUGGCCUUUACAUAGAACACUUUGUCCUGUCUGGAUUUAUUUGGAUGUACUAUUCUCUACUGCUUCUAUCAUGCAUCUCUGUGCAAUUUCUCUGGAUCGGUAUAUUGCAAUACGAAAUCCCAUCCAUCACAGCCGCUUCAACUCAAGAACCAAGGCUUUCACCAAAAUAAUUGCUGUGUGGACUAUAUCUGUCGGUAUCUCCAUGCCAGUGCCUGUAUUUGGACUACAAGAUGACAGCAAAGUAUUCGACAAAGAAAACUGUUCUUUGGCAGAUGAGAAUUUUAUCAUUGUUGGAUCCUGUGUUGCAUUUUUUAUACCACUAAUCAUAAUGCUGAUUACUUACUUCUUAACAAUCAGAUCCCUCCAAAAAGAAGCUACCUUGUGUUUUAAUAAUCUCGGGGCAAAAAGUAAACUUGCUCUGUUUAGCUUCCUUCCACAAAGCUCAAUUUCUUCAGAAAAACUAUUUCAACGCUCUUUGCAGAAAGAACUUGCACCAUAUGGAAGAAGAACUAUGCAAUCUAUAAGCAAUGAGCAGAAAGCCUCAAAAGUCCUGGGUAUUGUAUUUUUCCUUUUUGUUGUGAUGUGGUGUCCAUUUUUCAUCACCAAUGUGAUGGCAGUAUUUUGCAAGGAAACCUGUAACCAGCAUGUGAUUGGAGAACUACUGAAAGUGUUUGUUUGGAUUGGCUACCUGUCAUCAGCUGUUAACCCACUGGUGUACACACUCUUUAACCAAACGUACAGAUCAGCAUUCUCACGUUAUAUUCAGUGUCGUUACAGGGAAGAAAAGAAGCCUUUGCAAUUAAUUUUAGUGAACACCAUUCCUGCUUUGGCUUACAACUCAAGCCAACUUCAGCUUGCCCAAAUGAAGAAUUUAAAAAAAGCAGCAAAAAUGAAGAGAAAUGACUAUUCGAUGGUUACUAUAGGAAUACCUCCUCUAGAUAAGACAUCCAAGACAGGUGUGGGAUCAACAAAUGAAAAUGUUAGUUGUUUGUAA
Messenger RNA from Spea bombifrons (plains spadefoot toad), 1409 nucleotides. It is a transcript of the gene HTR2A, whose product is annotated as 5-hydroxytryptamine receptor 2A. Gene Ontology annotation, cellular component: dendrite; plasma membrane. The transcript has 3 exons. NCBI's taxonomy places the organism in Eukaryota, Metazoa, Chordata, Amphibia, Anura, Pelobatidae. The coding region runs from base 24 to 1409 and encodes 461 amino acids. Gene Ontology annotation, biological process: G protein-coupled receptor signaling pathway, coupled to cyclic nucleotide second messenger; chemical synaptic transmission. Gene Ontology annotation, molecular function: G protein-coupled serotonin receptor activity; neurotransmitter receptor activity. The record is from RefSeq and is a predicted model, not a curated record.